UUAAUCAAAAUCCGACGUAUAAAGAAAUGAAUUAAAAUCCUCGAUUUGCUCGAACAAAAUUUUAUUCCUUUACCAUCAUUUGUAGUUUUCCCAGAUCCUUUUUCCCUCUGUUUUUUUUUUUUUUCCUUCUUCUUGCUUCACAUUGUUAAUUUAUUCUUCAGUGUUUGUCGCAUUGAUCCCUCUCCCAGAAGCUGAAGCUCUAACAAAUCUGGGUUUUUAUUUCGUUUUUCGUAAAUCGUGAGAUAUUGAUCUGAUAAGACUUACAGGUGAUUGUUGCUGUGUAAUUCGACAUUGAGUUAAGGAUCUUAGUUGUUUCGACAUGAAAUUCGAAAGAGCUGAUUGAUUAAUCCUUCUGGUUCAGGAUAUAAUUGUCCUGAAAAACGCAAACACUCAAAAAUUUUAGAAAGUGAUGUGAUUUUCUUAUUCACGUCUUUGUUCACAUAUGUUAAGCCGUCUCGGAUGGUUAUUUGGACUGAGCAAAAGAAGUAGGCAAGCAAAGACGCUUGAUGCGAGACCUUAUAUAGCCAGAGUUAAACCAGUACUUAUGGUUGACACGGUUCAAGAGAUUGCCAUUUAUAUCCACAGGUUUCAUAACCUUGAUCUUUUCCAGCAAGGAUGGUAUCAAAUAAAGAUCACCAUGAGAUGGGAGGAUGGUGAUAAUGUAACGCGUGGUAUUCCUUCUCGAGUUGUUCAGUAUGAAGCUUCUGAGUCCGGCUCUAAUGGAGUGUGGAGGAUAGAUGAUAAAGAUAAUAGUUUCUUAACACAGCCCUUCCGCAUCAAGUAUGCAAGGCAGGAUAUUCGUCUGUGUAUGAUGAUCUCAUUUACUUUGCCACUCCAAAGAUAUGAGGGGUUAGCUACAUCUGCUGCUAUAUUAAAAUUUGAGCUCAUGUAUGCCCCCUCUAUGGAUAGUUCAUCAACGAGGCAUUUAGAGGCUUUGCCUGCUGCAAUUCACGAGUUCCGUAUUCCACCUAAAGCUCUUACAGGCUUGCAUUCAUACUGUCCAGUGCAUUUUGAUACACUUCAUGCGGUUCUUGUCGAUGUGAGUGUCCACAUCAGUGUAUUGAAAUCUGCUGCUUAUAGACGACCUGCAAGUCUAUCAAGUGAUUUAAGUAACAGUAAGAAUGUCAAUGGCGGGAGUGUUCAAUCUUUCAAGAAAGCACUUGGUCUGCUUGCUUCUGCAGACAAGAAAAUGGUGUCAUUUGUUAAAGCAUUACUUGGAGCUCGCGAUAUUUUACUCCAGGAAAUGCAAAGACUUAGCGAGGCAGUUGGUCAAUCAAUUGACUUGUCUGACUUUGUAUCAAAUAUGAACAAUGUUCCGUUAUCCAACUCAGCAGUUGCCGGUUCAGGACAAGGCAAGGAACAAAACAGUCUUGAGAAGUUGAAUAUCACAUUUGAUUUAGCAAGUGAUGACUGGCUUCAUGAACUCUCCAAGGAUCAUCUAUCUCGUCUAUUCCAUUUGCUGGGCACUCAGCUGCAUUAUCUUUGGAAUACGUUUCUGGGAUUUCACCGUGAUAAUAACACAAAAAUACUGGAAUAUCUUCGUGAUAUCUGGACUAAAGAUCGGAGAGCUGAAUGGUCAAUAUGGAUGGUGUACUCUAAAGUUGAAAUGCCCCAUCAUUUUAUAAAUAGUGGAAUGAGUGAUAUCAUAAACUACAGUGCACACAAAAAGGUCUCAAGUGUGUUGAAGUUGACUGAUCCUGCCCAACUUGCAGCUAACCGCGCCGAACUUCACCGUCGAAGUAUCGCGCAGAUGCGGAUUAACAACCGUUCAAUACAAGACAUGCAUAUACUUGGAGAUCCUAUGCGGGUACCUAUUAUUAUAAUUGAACGUGUCUUGAAUGCACCAAGACGCACUUUAAGUGAUAAUUCAUACUUGAGGCAUGUGGAUAUGCUCGAUUCUAGCUUGCUUAAUGAGCAAAAUGAUGAAACGGAAAAAACAAAAGCUACCAACUCCCAGCAAAGUGCCCGUGAACUAAAGAUCGUUGUUUUUGUUCAUGGUUUCCAGGGGCAUCACUUGGACUUAAGGCUUGUCCGGAAUCAGUGGCUUAUGAUAGAUCCGAAGAUAGAGUUUCUCAUGUCCGAGGCAAAUGAAGACAAAACUCAUGGUGAUUUCAGGGAAAUGGGACAAAGGCUCGCACAAGAAGUUGUUUCUUUUCUCAAGAGGAAAAAGGAUAGAUAUGCGAGACACGGGCAUUUGAAAAGCAUCAAGUUGAGUUUUGUUGGACAUUCCAUUGGUAACGUCAUCAUCAGAACAGCAAUUGCAGAUAGUUUAAUGGAACCAUACAGGAAGUUUCUACACACAUAUCUAUCUCUCUCGGGUCCUCACUUGGGUUAUCUGUACAGCACAAACUCCUUGUUUAAUUCCGGGCUUUGGCUCCUGAAGAAGUUAAAGAGUACACAGGUUAUUCAUCAGCUUACACUCACAGAUGAUCCUGAUCUCCGGCAUACUUUCUUUUACAAACUCUGCAAGCAAAAGACAUUGGAAAAUUUCAAAAAUAUAAUUCUGCUGUCCUCGCCUCAGGAUGGUUAUGUUCCAUAUCACUCAGCAAGAAUCGAAUCAUGCCAACCAGCUUCUUUCGAUAGCACAAAAAGGGGAAUCGCAUUCUUGGAAAUGCUGAAUAACUGUAUGGACCAAAUACGUGGACCGGCUCCAGAAGCGCCGCAUCAGCAGAGAGUGUUCAUGCGCUGCGACGUCAACUUCGACACGACCGUUUAUGGACGUAACCUGAACUCAUUCAUCGGGCGUGCUGCUCACAUUGAGUUCUUGGAAUCUGAUAUCUUUGCAAGAUUCAUAAUGUGGUCAUUCCAAGAUUUGUUCCGCUGAAUUUUUUCCAUAAAAGUGAAUAUGGAAUUUUGUAGCAAGAUGGUGAAAUUUUGGGAUUGCGUGGAAGAUAUAAACUGUUGUAUAUUAGCUUUUAUUAGAUUAGUUUGGUUCUACAAUUGUUUAAUGUAACUAGAAAUAUAAUCUUUGUUUUAGAUUUUAGUAAAAAUGUUUCUUUCUAUGUUAUACGGCCUAGACAUUUUU
Molecule: messenger RNA, 3025 nt
Organism: Eutrema salsugineum
Lineage: Eukaryota; Viridiplantae; Streptophyta; Magnoliopsida; Brassicales; Brassicaceae
Product: protein FAM135B
Exons: 15
Coding region: 443-2824 (793 amino acids)
Source: RefSeq, a predicted model, not a curated record